Polyodon spathula (Mississippi paddlefish) is the source of this 1210-nucleotide messenger RNA. Its product is annotated as EBP cholestenol delta-isomerase. Gene Ontology annotation, cellular component: membrane; endoplasmic reticulum. Gene Ontology annotation, molecular function: C-8 sterol isomerase activity; cholestenol delta-isomerase activity; steroid Delta-isomerase activity. Gene Ontology annotation, biological process: cholesterol biosynthetic process. The transcript has 4 exons. Bases 26 to 709 code for a protein of 227 amino acids. NCBI's taxonomy places the organism in Eukaryota, Metazoa, Chordata, Actinopteri, Acipenseriformes, Polyodontidae. The record is from RefSeq and is a predicted model, not a curated record.
GUCUGUUUAUUUGAUUUGCGCAGCGAUGGAGAGUGCAGACCACCCCUACUGGCCUCGCUCCCUGUCUAUCCCGGGGUACAGGCCCAAUGACCGCAGCAUGGCUGAGAUCCUGACCUUCCUCUUUUCCGUGUCGGGGGCCCUGCUCCUUGGGACCUGGCUGCUGUCGGGCUGGGCUGGCCCGAGACUGAGCACAGGGCGCAGACUGGUCCUGUGCUGGUUCUCAGUCUGUGGCUUCAUCCACGGAGUCAUCGAGGGCUGGUUCAGUCUCUUCCACCUUCAGAUCCCCGCAGACCAGCACUUCCUCUCCCAGCUCUGGAAGGAGUAUUCCAAGGGGGACAGCAGAUAUGUCAUAGCUGAUAACUUCACAGUGUGCAUGGAGACAAUCACAGCUUGGGCGUGGGGUCCUCUCAGUGUGUGGACUGUCUACGCCUUCCUUCAACACAAACACUAUCGCUUUGUGCUUCAGCUCGUCGUAUCACUAGGCCAGCUGUAUGGGGACGUGCUGUAUUUCUACACAGAGUAUCGGGAGGGUUUCUCUCACAGUGAGAAGGGACACCCCCUGUAUUUCUGGUUCUAUUUCAUCUUCAUGAACGCUCUCUGGAUUGUGAUCCCGGCUCUACUCAUAGUGGACGCCUGGCACCACCUAGCAGCAGCUCAGAGUCAUGCAGACAAAUCCAAAGGGCCACGACAGAGGAGCCACAUCGAUUAGAGACACAAGAACAACACAAUAUGACGUAGUUUUUAAUUUUGCUUUUGACCAAAUGCCACCGGGAUGGAGAUAUCCAAGCUGAGGAGAAUCGCAGCAAUUCAAACUGGUGUCAGUCUUAUCUGACGCUUUCCUAUUGUUGACUUUGGAUAUCUGCACCCCACUCAAUCACAACAUGUUGUUUCUCUAAAGAGGUUUGUGAUUCAUUACGGUAUUUUGGGAACCCCUGAAGAAAAAGCAUUGCAAGGAAAAAAUGCCUCAGGUGUUACUUUUCAAAUAACGUACCUGUAAUUUUUCUUUUUAUUGUUAACAUCAAAAUAAAGAAUAAAGUGUAAUGAAUGAAUAAAUAGACUUGGUACCAUGAUAGUUUAAACAGAAAUAAAUAGUAGUAUCACAAAACAAUUCAUAGACUGAUAUAGAAAUCAGUGAAGGUAGUUGCCAUGGCAUCAAAAACCCAUGAGUACCUCCACUGUUUAUUUUCAAACACACUUUGCCUUGACAAAG